Messenger RNA from Eupeodes corollae, 6346 nucleotides. RefSeq names its product synaptotagmin-4 (gene Syt4). Gene Ontology annotation, molecular function: clathrin binding; phosphatidylserine binding; calcium ion binding. The transcript is spliced from 5 exons. Gene Ontology annotation, cellular component: synapse; membrane; axon. NCBI's taxonomy places the organism in Eukaryota, Metazoa, Arthropoda, Insecta, Diptera, Syrphidae. The record is from RefSeq and is a predicted model, not a curated record. Gene Ontology annotation, biological process: regulation of dopamine secretion; calcium-ion regulated exocytosis; regulation of calcium ion-dependent exocytosis. Bases 594 to 1937 code for a protein of 447 amino acids.
AGUGGUGUGGUAGUAUUCAAAGACAAAAAAAAUCAUCCCGCACGCAUCAAAUAACAACAACAUUCGAAACUGCGUCGAAUCGAAAAAAUUGAUUUUGCUUAUGGCUGCGGAGUAAAUUCAAGUACCUAUACUUUUUAUCAAUCUGCCCGAAACGGUCCGUAAUGACAAACGUUACCACAAACGAUUCUACUUUUUUCAACAAUAAUUUUGUACACAAAAUGUAGUAAAUUGUUCGAAAACAAUAAAUAAAUCAAAAAACAAAACCAUACAAAAAUCAUUCCGCAGUGAAUUUAGUGCAUAUUUUGUAUCGGUUCAAAAAUAAUAACUCCAAUAACUCGACGAUAUCGAAGUUGAAGUGUCGUUUCGUGUCGUGUCGUUACUCCGAUAAAAAGCAAUUUUUGAUAUCAUCUUCAGCCAACAAGGCACAAUAAAUUCUGCACUUAAUUCAUUUUAAGUGCUAAAUUUUGUUGUUUAACAACGACAAAACAAUUUAUCUUUAAGAUAUUUGUUUUUUAAAAUAAUAUUCUGAUCAAUUGGAAGUUGAAGAAGAAUAAUUCGAAAAUCGAUUGGGACUAUCCGAACAGGAAUUCAAUAUGGGCGACUACAGCCCCGACAUGAACACAAUGGAAACUGUCCUUCCAGCAAUACUUGGGUUAAGUGCAGCAGCUGUCCUUUCAGCUGUGGCAUGUAUCUGUGCUAAGCAUCUUCGUGCUAGAAACAAGAAGACAUCACAUGAUACUAGUUAUCCAUUUCAACCAACACGUAGACCGACUGCUGUUCGAUCACCAAGCGGUCAACCACCACAUUAUCUAAAGAAAUCACCCUCACCUACGGGAACCAAACAAAUUGGCAUUCUUCAGCCAGUUCAAGACCAAACAGCAUCCAAUACCACAACUCCAAUUGCUCCGCAAACCAUAAAAUUCGUCGAGGAAGAUGAAAUUCAGCCAAAAGUGGUGUCUGAAAAUGAGGCAGUCAUCAAAAAGUCAUCACCUGUUGAAGUUGAGAGUCCCGGGAAAGAUAUGCCUGAUGGCUGGGAAUAUGGUAAAUUAGGAACAAUUUUCUUCAAGUUACGUUAUCUCAAGGAACGCAGCGCCCUGGUGGUCUCAAUCAUACGAUGUCGGGGUCUGCCAUGCAAGACGACAGCAGCCUCUGGUGGGCAUGAUGUUCCAGCAGGAAUGAAUGGUCGUACUCAAGCUGCAACCGACCCUUAUGUAAAAUUACAACUCUUGCCCGAAAAACAGCACAAAGUCAAGACCAGGGUUGUGCGCAAUACCAGAAAUCCCGUCUACGAUGAAGACUUCACAUUUUAUGGAUUGAAUAUUCAUGAACUUGGCUCAAUGACUUUGCAUUUCGUGAUCUUAAGUUUCGAUCGUUAUUCACGAGAUGAUGUUAUCGGUGAAGUUGUUUGGCCCUUGUCAUCAAUUAGCUUAAGGGAAAUCGAACAGGAACACAUGUCCAUAAGUAAGGAAAUUCAACCACGUAGUUUGAAGAUAAGAGCUCAAGGUCGUGGAGAGCUAUUGAUAUCAUUAUGUUGGCAACCGGCUGCUGGACGUUUGACUGUUGUGCUAUUGAAGGCUCGCAAUCUACCACGAAUGGAUGUUACAGGUCUGGCAGAUCCAUAUGUUAAGAUAUACUUACUCUAUAAUGGACAGAGAAUUGCAAAGAAGAAGACUCAUGUUAAAAAGAGGACAUUAAGUCCGGUAUUUAAUGAAAGUUUUGCGUUUGAUAUUCCAACAGCUGAGGGCACUGGAGCAACUCUGGAUGGUGUCUCUCUUGAGUUAAUGCUUCUCGAUUGGGAUCGAGUUACAAAGAAUGAGGUAAUCGGUCGACUAGAGCUAGGUGGUCCAAAUUCAGGUGGAACAGCUCUCAAUCAUUGGAAUGAAGUAUGCAAUUCACCAAGAAGACAAAUUGCCGAAUGGCAUAAACUCAAUGAAUAAGGUGAUUAACAUUGUUUAUUGCCAAUGAAAAUUAUAUAGAUAAUUCAUUGAAUAUAUAGUUAAUGAGAACAAAAAUAAAAUCCAAAUAACAAUUAUCAAAAUGUAAACAAAGUAGCAAAAACAAUAAUCUAAAUAAUAUAAUAAUAUUAAUAAUAAUAUUUCCAAAGGUGGUGGCAAUAAACUAGAAAAAAUAAAAGCAUAAAACUAAAUUCCCACUUCUGAAUUCACUCAAGCAUAAUUUGUAUAGUGUUUUACAUCAUAAAAUCGUUUGAAUUGCUUGCAUAAAUAAAAACAUAAAAAUAACACAACUCACUGAUAUCAACAGCAAAAUAAUAGUUAUUUAAGCUAAAAAUGUCAUCGUCACAGCCGAUUAGAGUUACAUAGCCUCCAUCAGCACCUCGAAAUUUAAUUUAAAAUUAAAAACAAAAAUACUCUUUAUUAAUGAUAUAAGAAAUCAAAUGUCAGUAUACUCGUGCUAUAAAGAUGCUACAAUUUGCUAUAAUUAACAAUGAGCUACCCUCCACCAGUAUAAAUACAUAUAAAAAUAUUAUUAUAAAUUAUAAUAUUCUAUAUAAUGUCUAAAAAAAAUAAAAAUAAAUGUAUAUUUAUAUUUGGAGCUUAGUGAUGGAGAACUUUAGAGUAAGUAAGGUACAUACUCAAUAGAAGGAGGUCAGAAUAAGCUUAUAAUUAAAACAACAACAAAAAAAUGUGUUUAUUUAGUGUACAAUUAUUAAUAACUCAUAUUAAAUUAAUAAGACAUAUGGAAACGUACUGACAGAACUCAUAUACAUAUAUGACAACAUACAUGCAUAAUAAAUACAAAUAAUUCAAAACAUCCCAUCCAAUUUUAGGUAUAUUAUACUAUCGUACAGAUCAAUACCACAUCCAGAAUAUUUUACAAAAAAAUAUAUAUAUAUAUUAACUUUUAUAAUUAAAAAACAAACAAAACUUAAAAAAAAGUAAUAGGUACACACUUAAAUAAUUUGUUCGUAAAAUAAAAUAAUUAAAAUCGAAAUGAAAAUGCAAAUAUUACAUACUAUAGAUAAAAUGUAUUUUUCAUCACUAUCUAUAAAGGCUUGACUUAUUGCCUGCGUUUUAAAAUAAAAAACAAAAUAGUUGUACCGACAGCUGCAUUUGAAAACAAAAAUAAUAACUGUAGUUUUUCUUGACUACGCACAAUAUUAAGUUUAUUUAUCCAUAAAUAAAUGAGUGCAUAAUAAGAAUACAAAAACAAUGUUAUAAUUGCUUUUAUUUUAUUCUGACCCUGUCUGAUAUUUUGAUUUUUAAGCUCACUUGCGUUAAGCCCUUUAAAAUUUUUUAUCAAAAUCGUAUUAGUUGUUCUUCACUGGUGACACGUUGAAAGGAUUUCAAAAAACUGCCAACCCCAAGUUAUUAGGCAGGCGUAAACAAAAUUGACGGAAAUCAUAAUCAAAACCACUUGGGCAGAGGGAAGAAAACGGCCAUGAUCUCAAGUUGACAAGAUACGAGAAAUAGAUUAUAGUAUCGCUUACUUGCUUACUCCGUCGGCCUGGCCAAUGACUCUGUCAUCAGUGAUCCAGUCUGGUCCUCUUUGAACAUACUUCGAGCACUUUUCCGGUUGUAGGUAGACGCCAUCGAGUUGGGCACCCCAAUUGUCCUAGUAUAUGGCAUCCUUCCAGUGGAGUUAUGGUGUUCCCUGUUGCUUUCCAUAAUAAGACAGGAUCUUCUAUGCUCAUGUGUAGUGCGUGACCAGCCCAACAGAAUUUAAGAAGCUCUAUCGUUGUUUCUUUAUCGGCUUCGCUGUAUAUUUCGUAUAACUCUACCUUAUCGGGAAUUGUCGUUCCUCUCAUAUGAGCCCGACUAUUCUUAUUAAGACUUUUCUCUCGGACGUGGAUAAUAGGUUAAGGUCUCUUUGACUGAGCACCCAAGUCUAGUAUCAAUAAGUGAGUACUGUUAAAACCAUAGUGUUAUACGGAAGCAGUUUGGAAUGUAUGGUGUGAUUUUUGGAUUUGAAGAGUCUUUAUAAGCUUAAGGAUGUUCUUUUGGCUUCAAGCACAUGCCUGUGUAUUUCUUCUCUUAUAUCUUUAUAGGGCUCUACUAUCGGCUGACCCAACGUAAGUAAGUGAUACUUAAAAUUCGUGAUCACCUACUAUUGCUAUUGUGUUACCAACUUUUCCCGUAGACGAAGCCACCAUGUACUUUAAUUUGAACUAAUUGGUCAAAUGAGUCAGGGGUUUGUUGCCGCUCACUCGAUUUGGAAAAUGAAUUCUGUACAGCUUGUUGGAUUCUUCCAAAGAUGUCAUGUCACUCUGGUAGAUAGCAAUCUGGAUACCUUUGCUUAGGUUGAAAGGUUUGUAAUGUCAUCCUCCAUAUACUUAUUAUUUUAUUUGGGAGGUCGAAUAGUCUAAUCGCUUUCUAAAAAUUGUACCUUAGCUAUAAUGUCAUAGGUGGCAUUGAAGUCUAUAAACAGACGUCAUGUUGGGAUGUUAAAUUCUGUAAAAUUUUACAUCGCCUGUCAAAGGGUGAAAAUCUGAUCAGUUUUUGACUUGCCUGAUCUGGAGCCCCAAUGAUAUGUGCCAAUUAUGGUUUCCGUGUAAGGGGCUAUCCGGUCUUGUAGGAUAGAGGGAAAUAUCUUAUAGGUUGUUUAACCUUAUACCACUAAAAUGGAUAUUCACUCAGUGAUAUAUCCUUUUUUUGUGUGUAUGAAAUAUUUAAUAACUUAACGCCACUCUUCUGGGAUCUCAUAUUUGAUUAGUUCGGUUGGGAUGCUAUAAGCACCCAAGGCUUUUUGUUGUUGUCUUUCAGCCGAUUUAAGCUGUUAAGCAGAUAAUUAGUAAAUUCUAUUGUCUACACAAAUUUGACUGGCUCUUGUUUUUAAAACCAUUUCCUUUCUUCACAUUAACUUUUUCAUCUUGUUGUUGAUUUGGAUAUUCAACAAGGUUUCCUUGAAAACACAAUAAUGGUGAAAUUUAUAAAUUGGUAUUGUUUGCCAAAUUCACGAAAUGAUUUUUUUUGCAUUGAGCUAUUUAUUAUAACUUAAAAUUGUGUCUUUCGGAACAAUUCUUUAAACUUUGUAUUGCAAGUAACAGCUUGUAGCAUUUCUUAAUGAAUAUAAUUUUUGUUGAGGUAAGAUAAAUCUAAAAACAGCUUUACUCAAAAGAAUCAAUACAAAAUCCAUAAUUUAAAUGCAUAAACUAAAAAAGAACAACAUUAAAAAAAAAACAUAUGAAACGCCGAUGUAUAUUUUCUGUCAUUUUCUCAUAGUCAUCCAUGUAAUUUUUAGCUGUGUAAAAACAAAUUAUUUAUCCUUGUUUAAAUUUUACAAUUCUGCACAAUAUUUUAUUUUUUUACUUAUCAAUAAAUAUAAGUAUUUUGUAAUUAUUUCAGUAAGCUAUUAAAAAAAAAAAGUAGAAAAAAACGUUUUUAUAACAAAGCAAAAAAAAACAAUUGGUGUUAAUUAUGUAUAACGUAUAAUCAAAUACAGCAUACAAUAGUUAGUGGACCCAACAAAAUCUAAUAUUUAGGAUAAAGACUAAUAUAUCUUUUAAAAACAAAACAGAAACAAAAAAUAUACAAAAACAACAAAAUAGUUAUAAGACUUUGCUUUCAAAUUUGUCACAGCCUAUAUCUUCUUCUUCUUUAAUAAAAACAAAAAUAAAAUAAUGAAAACUAAACUAUAUCUACAACAUAACAACUGUAUAUGAACAAAAAGUAAAAAUCAAAUUAACAACAACUCACAACAAAUGAUUUAAUAUUAUAAAAUUUAUUUAAAAAAAAAAAUAUUGUGUACAGGAACAUAAAUAUUUUGUGAUCGUGAGCUUUGUGGAAAGUAAAAUUUACUAAAAAAAAGAGAAAAAUAAAAUUAAAAGUAAGAAUUUAAUAAAAAUUUAAAAAUAAACAACAAAAUAUUUCAUAAAAUGUUGAAAAUGAAAAGAUAAUGUCUCAUAUUAUAAUAUUAAUUAUAUAUUAUUGUAUUAUUGUUACCAACGGUUAUUUAUUGCAGUUAGUUUUUUUGCUUUCUUUGAGCGUUAGACAUAUAGAAACACAUUUAUAUUUAACAAAAUAAAACAACAACAAAAAUCAGUGAAUCAGAAGUUGCUAAGUAAAAUAUAUUGAAUAAGUUUGACAGUAAGAAGAAGUUAUGUAAAUGUAAAAUGUAUUUCAAAAUUAUAUAAACUACGAACGACGAAGUAAGGGUUAAAUUAAUGUAUAACUUAUAUGAUUACUUUAUGAAUUUUUGUUCAUAUUUUGUUUAAUAUUUUUUAUAUUAUAUGUUUAUUUAAUAAUUUAUUAAUAUAAUAAAUUUAAUAUCUGAUCUAAACUGUAUAUGUUUUAUGAAGAUAUAUAAAAUCAAAUUUAUAAAACACCAUCUUAUUUGAAAAUGAAAUUAAUACCUAAUAAAAAUAAUAGUAAUUAACUUACUGUCACAA